This is a messenger RNA of Trichobilharzia szidati, 5966 nucleotides long. NCBI's taxonomy places the organism in Eukaryota, Metazoa, Platyhelminthes, Trematoda, Strigeidida, Schistosomatidae. The record is from the annotation of a GenBank genome assembly.
UAUCACAAUUGUCAUAAUAUUACAGAGUAAUAUCAUGGAUAUAUAUGCAUGACAGGGGAUCAGACUUUUAAAACACACAUCAACAUACAUAUGUAUAUAUCCAAAAAAUUUUAAUGGAUUGACGAAAUGACAAUUGAUGCUAUUACGGAGUAUAUUUGAUUUGUCAGAAUGGAUUGUUUUUCGUGUGCUUCAACAUGCUCUGAUGUCUCGUCUGACACGGGUUCUGUACAAUCUCCAUUUACACCACCAGUACAAUCCUCGGCUAGUCAGCUAAUCAACUCGAAUACAACAUUUGACAAUAAUAAUAAUAACAAUAACAAUAAAAAAUCAAUAAUACCUACCAUGACAACGAUAUCAGCGACACCAUCAUUGAAUUUUGACUCUAGUAAUAAUAAUAAUAAUAAUAACAACAAUAGCCUGUUAAGUUCUGCUGAACGUGAUCGUAAACAACGUGAAUUUAUACCAGAUUCUAAAAAAGACGAUAAAUACUGGGAAAGACGACGUAAAAAUAACGAGGCGGCAAAACGUUCACGUGAAAAACGUCGACAAAAUGAUAUUCUCAUGGAAUGUCGUAUAAAUCAGUUAAAUGUACAAAAUCAUAAAUUACGUCAAGAUUUAUUAGAAUUGAAAUUACGCUUUGGUGUACCAUUGGAUGAUGAAGAUAGAAAAUUUAUGGAUAAUUUAUCAUCGUCUUCACCGAAUAAUGGUGGUUAUAAUGAUCAGCAUAAUAAUAAUAAUAACACUAAUAAUACAGACAAUACUGAUAAUGACAAUAAUAGUGAUGGUGAAAUGAUGAAAUUGUCUGACACUGAUUGUUGUAUGCUGUCGACCACGAAAUCACGAAAUAAUUCCCUAUCAAUGGAUGAUUCACAAAAUGAGCUGAUUGUAAAAAGAGAUAGAUUGUCGCCUGUGUCUUCAGCGAUACCGACAGUAACACCGACGCCGACACCGACACCAACACCUCUGCCAUUGUCUUCUUCUGCUCCUUCUUCUUCUUCUGCGUCUACCUCAAUGAUGACAACACCGACACCGACGACAACAAAUCUGUUCAUCCCACCGUCAACAAUACCGAAUGUUUUACCGUCAGUCAUGAUGCCAACACCUCUAUCAUCUUCAUCAUUACUGCCGUCAGUAGUAGCACAGGGUACUUUGAAUGGGAAUCAAUUCAAUCUGACAACAGAGUCUACAGUUGCAUCAAAUCUGCCGAGUGUACAUACACUUCCCAAUAAUUUUCUCUUCUCUCAAUUAAAUUCACUAGAUAGUACAGAUUUAUUAACAUUGAAACGUAUCUUCUCAAGUUUAGGCGUUGGCUGUCUCCCAUCGACUACCUCAUCGUCAUUAUCAUCAUCAACAUCAGCAUCACCAUCAGUCUUAGUGAAUCAGCAUACGUCGUCUACACCGUUGAUGGCUGCUGCUGCCGCCGCUGCAGCAGCUGUAGCCGCAGUUGCUUCAAAUGGUGGGGUCGCUUUGCCGCCUUUAUCACCGGGGGGAAAUAGCUGCUUAAGUAACAGUGUGAAUAAUACAACGCCUACAGUUGUAUCAUUUAACAGUCUGACAUCAUUGAAUACAACAGCAGCAGCUGCAUUACUACUUCGACAGGCUGCAUUAAUACCACCGUCGACAAAUCCAUCUUCACUUCCUACGCAUAUUUCUACACCACUUCAACAACAUCAGACAACAAUGACGACCACUAACAACAACAAUAAUAAUAAUAGUAAUAGUAUUACUAGUAGUGGUAGUAAUAGUAUUAAUAGCGAUGGUCAAUAUGAGAAUAAUUCAAAUCUGAUGAACAAAUUAUCGAUCUCAUCACCUUCACCGUGUAUAUUACCGCUAGACAGUCGUUGUCCAUCGGUACACUCAGUGAAAUCAGAUCCAUCGAAUAAUUCAAAUGAUUACCUUGAAUCUCCAUUGGAUCUCAGUCUAUGUUACAGUAUGAAAACAGAAAAUAACAAUUCUGAUUUUGUCCUGAGUGAUUCAACAAUCACAUCCGAUCCUAUGGUUGUAGAUAAACGUUAUCAGGAUCGUCGACGACGUAAUAAUGAAGCAGUACGUCGAUGUCGUGAAAAUAAACGUGCACGUAUGUCAGGUAGUUGUAGCAACAGUAGUGGUGGCGGCAUUGGUAGUCGUGGAUUUGGUGGCACCGGUGUUGUUCACAACAGUCGUACAGAGGUUGUAGCCGAGAAACUGCAAAGUGAAAAUCGUUGUCUACGCAGUGAAUUGACUGGAUUAAGUAUGGAAGUGAAAGCCUUACGUCGGUUACUUUCAGUCGGUGAAGAACUAUCUCAACAAGAACAAGAACACGAACAAGAACAAGAAGAACAGGGAAAUACACCUGAAGCCUCCGAUGUUAAUAAUAAUAACAACGACAACAACAAUAAUAAUCUCGGCACCAGUACUAACCACAGGAAUGCCAACAAUAGCAGCAGCAACAGUAGUGCUACUGUCGUUAGUAACGGUGUUACUCCAGAUUAUUUUUACAGUGAUACUGAUGACAUCCAAGUGACAAUGAUGAUACCCAAAAAGAUGAGAGUUAAAGCAAUACCUCAAAAACUUCACCAACGAUUCUCCUUACCGCCAUCACCGACACCAAUAUCUACAACAAUGACCACAGCAAAUUCAGCACACCACCAUCAAUCCUACCAAUCCUAUCACCAUAGCAACAGUAACAACAUGAAUGAUGAAGAUAUUGAUAAUUAUAAAAUUAAAGUCGAUGAGAGCAUUUUAAACACUGAAAAUAAUAAUAAUAGUACUCAUGAUGGAACUGAUGACAAGAUGGUUGAUGAAAGGACAACAUCAUAUACAUCAUAUGUAGACAAUAUCAAUUCUAAUAAUAAUGAUAAUGAUCAGCUACAUUGUAAAAAUGGUAAACCAGAGGAAAGUAUUGAUUAUUUCAAGCAUGUAUCCUCAUCAUCGUCAAGCUCAUCUUCAAUUGCAUCCGCCGCCUCCUCUUCCUCUAAUUCCUCUGAUGAUCAGACUAACAGAAUACAACAAUUAUCCUCUUCACCAUCACCUCCAGCAAUGUCAGAUGAAUAUGCCAAUAAUAAUAAUAAUGAGGAUAAUUCAACAGAAGAGGAGAAGGUACAGUUUAGUAAUAGCAGUAGUAGUAGGAGCAGCACUAUUGCUAUUGAUGAUAAUAAUAAGGCGGAGACAUUUACACCAACUCCUGAUGAGCAUGAUAACCAACCAGAAUUAACGAUUGCUACCACUAAUACUAAUAUGGACGGUGGUCAGAGUAUUUCUAUGCCAAGUAAUGAAAUCCACUUGUCUAAUCAUAAUAAUAAUAUAAAAGAGGAAAAUGAGAAACUGGUUGUUAUUCCUCCACGUGGUGGUGGACGUAAACGUACUCUGAAAUCAUCAAUACAUCCUGGUAAAAUAUCUAGAAGUGAUCCAACCUCUACCACUACUACCACUACCAUUCCUUCUACUGAUACUACUACUAAUAUUAGUAGUAACAGUAAUACAAUUGAAGAGAUGGAUACAUCCCUCCUGCCUGUUUCUUCUGUUCAUAAUAUCCAUCACCCUGUUUCUACAUCACCUAUUUUGUCCUCUUCACCACCUUCACCUUCAGGGAAUACUGAUGAUGCCUCAUAUUUUAUACCAUCUGAGAAAUCUGUCUACUUCAUGACAGUGGACAGUAGUAGCAGUAGUGGUAAUCCGUGUGCGGCAACAGCAACAACAACAGCAACGACGGCGAUGACGGCGACGUCGACAAGAAAUUCAGGGAAAGGAGAUAGUAUUUUAACUUAGCAUUUAUUUGUUUAUAUUGUUAUUACUAUUAUUAUCAUUAUUACUAAUAUUAUUCUUGUGAAUUUGAGUACUCGUAUACUCCUUGUUUAUAUUUGUUUUGUGUUUUGAUUGUUACAAAUUAAUAUUGUUAUUAUUGCUACCACUAUUAUUAUUAUUACUACUAUUAGUAUUGUAAUUGUUAUUUUUCCAUUUUUAAAAUGUCCAUUUUUUAUACACACAUUACACAUUAUGUAAUUCCGAAUCCUCUUCAUCCGUUCAUUCAUUCCUGAGUUACUUUUUGUAUUGCUGUCACACUACUGACCUGUGUGUGAGUGUGUAUAAGUUUGCGUGGGCGUACUGAUUCAUGUGUUGUGCACUUAUGCACGGAUAUAUCCAUAUAUGUAUGUAUGUAUGUAACUAUCUAUCUAUCUCUCUGUAUCCGAAUAACUUGCUCACAUCUGUGCUCAUGUUGAACUCGAAUCCAUAAUUUUUAGUUGUUGCCUAUUUUUGUUGUUGUUGAUAUUUUUAUGCGACUCUAUAUUCGACUUGUUUCUCUCGCCCUCCUUCUCCUCUUCCUCUCUACUCUUUGUUCUGUACUCUUUCAAUUUCCAUCACUGUUACUGCCAUUGAUGAGUAAUUUUCAGAAUGUGUUCAUUGUCACUCUUAUAUUGCCUUUUUAUACAGUGUCCUUUUGUUGUUUGUCGAAGAAUGAGGUGACCAUAGUGGUGUGUGUGAUGGUGAAGGUGAAGAUGAUGAUGAUGAUGAUGAGCGCAUCGGGUGCCACAGUGACGACAGUAGGAGGCAUCAAUUCGAUGAACAGGAUGGAAUGAUGCUGUGACAACACAAGAAACAAAUUCACCCAAAUUCCAUGACAAUAAUAAUGCAUAUAUAUAUAUUACAUCAUAUGAAGGAUGGACUCACAUAUAAAAGUACACAGAGAGUGGAGUAGCUAUGUUAGUUCAUGUUCUUCGUGUCUGUCUCUUGCGUCAGCGUUGAAGCAUAAAUUACCUCAUACAAAAACAUAGACAAACAAACUGAAAACUGAUCUUAUUGGUGUUAGUGAGUAAAGUUUUACUUUACCCUUUGGGGAUUAUUAUUACUAUUAUUAUUAUUAUUAUCAUCGUUUUUUCUUCCGUUCUCAACACCACAUCCCCCUUUUCUUGCGUUUGUAAGAGAAAAGAAGAUUGGGAUGGGGAGGGGAGGGGAGAAAGAGCAGUAGUUACAUUACACCGUUGAAAGCCAGCAUCAGCAUUUUAUUACCCCGUUAUCUUCUUCUUUCCCUCCCUCUCUCACUGUGUUGUGUAAAGGCCUACACAUCGAACUGUAAUAAUCUGGAGAGAAAGAGAAAAAAAGCGCCAACCAAUUCCAUUCAUCCCCCCCCCUCAUUCCUUUAUUCUUUCCACGGCCGCCGCCGCCGUCUCCUCCUUCUCCUCCUCCAUUUCUUUGUCUCUAUCUUUGUGUGUUGUACUCAGUGAAUAUGCGUAUUUGUGUGUAUUUAUUGACGCUCAGAAUACUUCUUUGUGUUUCUCCACUCGUUUCCUUUUUUUUCUUCUGUGUACCACACUGCAUCGCGUCUGUGUAUAUUUGUGUUUUACACAUCCACCCACUCACUCACUGACGAUUAGGUAAUUAUCAUGUUUACUAAUAAUAAUACUCUAUUUAUUUUCUUAAUUUUAUCCUAAUGACAAACUCAUAUGCCUUUUGUUUAGAAACGAUAAUAAUCAGAAGAAUAACGACGCUACAUUCCUGUUUUGUUUUUAAAUUACGAAUUUUACACACAGCUUACAAUAUAUUAUAACUAAUCUCCAACCCCAACUGUGCUCCACACACACAUGCAAGAUUAUGGAAGGUGUUUGUUUAUCACAAUGCUGUAAUUACAUGUGUACUAUCAUUACAGUUACCUACUCUGUGUGUGCAUGUGCGUGGGUGUGCUCACAUAUGGUUUUAUCAUAAUAAUUAACACAAGGAAUAAACGAUAUUUUAAAUUGUAUCGAUAUUCGUGCAUUUUAUCACCGGUGUGUUUUGUGCUCUUGUUGUUGUCGUUGUCAUGUGACGACGACGACGAUGAUGUGUUCGUGACGAUUAUAAAUAUUCUGUUUUUAUUACCCCACCCCACCGCUGUCUCUAUCUCUCCCCCUUCUCUCUCUCUCUCUCGAAUUCAAUGUGCUCAACACCUUUUUAUUUGUAUCAUUCCUUUAUUAUUAUUAUUAAUAUUAUUAUUACUUUUACUAAUACUAUUC